Punica granatum (pomegranate) is the source of this 1871-nucleotide messenger RNA. Lineage: Eukaryota; Viridiplantae; Streptophyta; Magnoliopsida; Myrtales; Lythraceae. The record is from RefSeq and is a predicted model, not a curated record.
CAGUCCACUCCCCCACUAGCUGAGCUCGAAGCCUCACAAGCCCCGAAGGAAGCGGAGAAGAAGAUGAGGCUCUUCCUCUGCAACUCCUCCGCCGCGCUCCGGCCACCUCCACCUCCUGGUCCUGCGGCUUUUCCCACUCCCGCCACCGCGACUCCCCUCCUAUUCAACAAUUUCACCUCGGCCAAGACCAAACUCAUCGGCGCUGCCCUCUCGCUCGGCCUCCUCCUGUCUUCGCCUCCUUCCCUGUCGCUGGACCUUGACUCCUCCAUCAACCAACUGAAGCCUUACGGCGGCCCUUCGGUUGAGGAUUGCCGCGAAGAUGAGCGGGAGGACAAAGAAGAAGUUGCACCCCAGGCUGUGAGCAAUGAGAGCAUUGUGGAGGAAGCUUGGGAGAUCGUCAACGACAGCUUUCUCGACUCCGGCCGCCACCGUUGGUCCCCUCAAACGUGGCAGCAAAAGAAGGAAGACAUAAUGGGGACUAACAUCCAGACAAGAUCAAAAGCUCAUGAGAUUAUUCGGAGGAUGCUCGCAAGCCUUGGAGACCCUUACACUCGCUUUCUUUCUCCGGACGAGUUCUCCAAGAUGGCAAGGUAUGACAUGAGUGGUAUUGGGAUAAACCUUAGGGAGGUUCCAGGUGACGAUGGAAAUGUCAAGCUGAAGGUUUUAGGACUUCUUUUGGAUGGCCCAGCUUAUGCUGCUGGUGUUAGACAGGGAGAUGAAAUCUUGGCAGUAAAUGGAGACGAGGUGAAAGGGAAAUCAGCAUUUGAAGUGUCCUCCUUGUUGCAGGGACCUAAUGGAACUUCUGUGAUAAUUCAGGUCAAGCAUGGCAACUGUGGAUCCAUUCAAUCCCUUGAAGUCCAAAGGCAACUCGUUGCUCGAACUCCCGUCUUUUAUCGUAUGGAACAAGUGGAAAAUGGCUCCAUGUCCAUUGGGUAUAUGCGAUUGAAGGAGUUCAAUGCAUUGGCCAGAAAAGAUUUAGUCACUGCAAUGAGGCGUCUCCAGGACAUGGGUGCCACAUAUUUCAUAUUGGAUCUCAGAGAUAAUCUCGGUGGACUGGUGCAGGCAGGAAUUGAAAUCUCAAAGCUCUUUUUAAAUAACGGAGCAACGGUGACGUAUACUGUUGGAAGAGAUGCUCAGUACCAGACCACAAUUAAAGCAGAUACUGCCCCUUUGGUUACUGCUCCAGUCGUUGUAUUGGUUAACAACAAAACAGCCAGUGCAAGUGAAAUAGUAGCUUCAGCUCUCCAUGACAAUUGCAGGGCUGUUCUUGUGGGGGAUAAGACAUAUGGCAAGGGUCUGAUCCAAUCUGUAUUCGAGCUUCAUGAUGGCUCUGGGGUGGUUGUCACCGUUGGAAAGUACGUAACUCCAAAUCACAUGGACAUAAAUGGGAACGGCAUCGAACCAGACUUUCACAGUCUUCCUGCUUGGAAUGAUAUCGCCAAGCAUCUAUCUAAGUGCAGCAGGCUUCAACAGGGAUAAGAUCAUCCACGAGCAUCUCAACCUCAGGUUAUUUCCAGUUCUCUUUUCUCCUCUUGUUGCUUUAUGCAAGUUUCUACUGAUCCGGAAGUUUUUAUACUUAUAUGCACUGAUCGUUUUCCUCGGAGUUUAGCACAUGAUUGAUCCUGCCAAGUAGACAAAUGCAGGGCUGUGCUUCACCUUCCAUGAGUGAACUACAUGGGCGAUGAAGAACGCAAUUUUAUCAUUAACAAUUCAGGCACAGUAGUUCCUAAUUGUAAAAAGGCAUCCGUUCCCACAUUGAAUGCUAUUUCUCGGGACCUUGUAUGUAUACAAGGAGUUUCCCUACGGUCUUCUCGCUUUUGUAAAUAGACAACAUUACUUGAAUUAUAUUGGAAAUGUCCAUGUUCUCCCUU